UGAUUAGGUCCUAUGAUGGUGUCACUUGAAUAGAUAUGUGGACAGAGCUGGCAUCGGGCUUUGUUGCAAGAAUAGGUUCCUGGCUUAGUGUUUAUGUUGCAUGAUGUGCGGUUGCUGGCGAGUAUUUGCUUCAGGUUGGGAGGCUGUCUGUAUGCGAGGACUGGCCUGUCUCUCAAGAUCUGUGAGAGUGAGGGAUCAUCUUUUAGGAUAGGUUGUAGACCUCUGAUGAUGCGCUAGACAGGUUUUAAAUGGGGGCUCCAGGUGACGGGUAGUGGUGUUUGUUAUUUUCUUUGUUGGGCCUGUUCUGUAGUAGGUGGCUCUGGGUUCUCUUCUGGCUCUGUCAAUCUGUUUUUUCCUUCAGCAGGGCUAAAAUUCAGAAUAACAUGAACUCACAGCUGGUGAUUCCUGGCUUGAUCAUCUUGGCCAUUAAACUUGUCGGAAUGUCCCUGUUCAUUGUAUAUUUUUCACAGAUCUUCUCCACUGAAGACGCAACAGAGAACUCUUGGUCUUCAACCAGCAGUGGAAGAACAGACUGCCCGAUACGGUGGACUUUUCAAAGGGGAAAAUGCUACUUCUUUUCUGUUCAGGAAAAGACUUGGAAUGCCAGUCAAAGAGCAUGUUCUGAAGCAAACUCUAGUUUAGUGAUCAUCAACAGCAAAGAGGAACUGGAGUUUCUCCAUAGUAACACAAAAGCUGAAGAUUACUUCAUUGGCUUGUCAGUUAGAGGAGCUGAAGGUAGAUGGAAAUGGAUUGACAACACAGAGCUUAACACAGACAUAUUUAUGAAACGUUUGAAUAGUGACACCUCUGCUUGUGUUGUAAUCGGAUUAACUGUCGUGGGUACUAUAUCUUGUUCUGUACCAAACCGGUGGAUCUGUGAAAAGAAAGCAUAACAGCUCCCUUGGACAGAGGAAGAC
Messenger RNA from Gopherus evgoodei (Goodes thornscrub tortoise), 917 nucleotides. RefSeq names its product C-type lectin domain family 5 member A-like. Gene Ontology annotation, biological process: innate immune response. The transcript is spliced from 6 exons. Lineage: Eukaryota; Metazoa; Chordata; Testudines; Testudinidae. Gene Ontology annotation, molecular function: virus receptor activity. The record is from RefSeq and is a predicted model, not a curated record. The coding region runs from base 384 to 893 and encodes 169 amino acids.